AUGAAAACACCCAAGUCCAAGAAGAAGAAGAAGAACAAGAAGGCCAAGGAGACCUUCAAGGAUGUCGAUACCAUCGACCUCACCAGCUCCCCUGCGCCAUCUUCUGCUUCAGCCUCGUCACCCUCGGCUCGUCCCGAUGCGUACUCGGUUCCCAACUCCCCGACCAAGAGCGCCGCCGACAAGGCAGCCAUGCCUCCUCCCACCAGCCGCCCGUGUGACAAGAGCACUUCUCAGCCUCAGGCCCCUCGGGACCCAAACGCAGACCGGAGACGAGCUGGGACUGGUGUCCACGAUGACUACCUGAUAAAAUCCAGAGGCAAUUUCCGUCAUAAAUCUCUGAGACGGGGCAGCGGCAUGACUGUGGAAACCCCCCAGGGAAUUCGAAGAGAAAAAGAGAUGCGUAUGCAGCAAGGACGUUGGUCAAACAACCCGUCCCAAGCAACAGCAGCCUCCACUUCCACCACGAGGGAGCCUCCCAAGGGGCCCCAAGCCCACAACAACCCGUAUGGACUCACGCAGCCUCAGAGCCGACGAGGUGACGUCCCUCCUUUGAAGGAGCUCCAGGGAGGGUAUCAGAGAGCCGCUGCCCCUGCGCGACCAACAGGUGCCACCUCCAAUUCUGAAUCCCUUCAACGCCCUGCUCCCCCUCAAAACCCCGAACCAGUUCAAAAGCCUGCGACUGCCCCAGGUCCAACUGCCCCAGACCCAUCCAUCCCAGGCCCGGCCGCGACGGAAGCCCCAAGCAGCCAGACCCCACGCCGAAUCUUUUCGAUGGCUUGCAAGAUCGAGGUCAUGAAACUCUGCCUGGCAUCGAAGGACAUGUACCUGAACAUGACUCCUUCGCCGAGCUUUGAUCAGAGGCCCUUUUGGGAUGAUGUUUUCCAGAACAUCGAGCUCAACCAUGCUACCCAGGGCAAGUUUAACGAGUGGAAGGACCUCAGAUACCAUGUCGAUGUCUGGGUCCAGCCCCGUCGGACGAGCCUGAGAGAGAACAACUUGCCCGCUCUGUCCGUUGGACAGCCAGAGCUCGACCAGCUCAUCGAUGAGUGGAACCGGGUCUUUGCACAACGCUUCUGCGCAAUCAACCGAGGGUAUUUCGAGAGCAACCUCUGGCCUCUAGCCGAGGGCCAUGUCAUGUCGAUCAUGCAGUCAGAGAUCCAGACUUGGAUCACCGGCGCUCUCGAAAGGCGGAUGAACGAACUCGGCCGAUAUACUCGACGUGUGCUCGGAAACAACAGAAGGCCUGAAGACUAUGACAAUCCUGUCAGGCGAUUGUUUUACAGUUCUCAAGCGACGAGCCAGAGUGACGCCGCACAAGUUCGUGAGACAGAGGCCCUCAUGUCGCUUGUGCUGGAACUUCAACCACAACUGCGCAGUGCCAUUGCCGAUGAUCUUCGCAACGCUGAAAGCAACGACCACAGAGACAACAACCAGAGCUCGGGUGCGCUUCAGACAACUGGUCAACGACAGGCUACUGGCUAUUACCAGCAUACGCAGGAUGAAGUCGUGCCGUCCAUUGAAACUCCAACCCGGACUACGGGUUAUGGACGCGCCCCAGGAUACUACGAUCAACCUGUCUCUUCACCUCCAAUGGCUGGCCGUAGCUAUGAGUGGUAUUCGAGAAAGAAAAAAGAGCCGGACCAGAGCCACUCGACUCCCAGCACAGGCAACCUUCCUAUCAGAACCCGAGACUUGUCAGGAUAUGGCCCUGGGUCUGGCGCGAAGCGUCGGCGUGUGGAUGAGGGCAUGUCCGAGUUCCCAUCUCCGAGCCGACUCAUGGCACGGGGCUCUUCGCCAGCUCGGGCACGGGAUACCCCCGAUAAUCCGUUCGAGACGCCUCAACCACCGCAAAGAGGCCAGGGCACUCAUCGUCAAGGAUCGCCGAACCGAUUUCGCGAGCAGACUGCAGAGUUCAACAACAUGACUCCUGACUCGAGGAUGGACAUGUUGUACAAGGCUCUAAAGGAGACUCGCCGGAAGAACGGGAAGAAAAGGUAA
Fusarium keratoplasticum is the source of this 1998-nucleotide messenger RNA. RefSeq lists its product as uncharacterized. Bases 1 to 1998 code for a protein of 665 amino acids. Lineage: Eukaryota; Fungi; Ascomycota; Sordariomycetes; Hypocreales; Nectriaceae. The record is from RefSeq and is a predicted model, not a curated record. The transcript is spliced from 3 exons.